CUCUAGCUGCGAUCAUGCGCUGGUAUUUGUUUUUCGCCUCUGUCGCUUUCGUCUCUGCGAUUGCUCGGGACUCGACUGCGCUGGACGACGCAAAGUCCGAGAAUCUUUGCGAGUUGUGCUUCUGCUCUGCCAGGACAUUGAGAUGCGACUUCAGACAUAACCGAACGCUAUCGCGCAUAUUUGACAGCAAGUACUAUGUGCCAGCCCAUAUAACAAGCUUCUAUGUGGAUCUGGCUAAGAAUACAGAAUUCGAGGUGCACAAUGGCCUCUUUCGACAGAAUCGUGUCAAUAUGCUAAUGAUCGAGGGGCACAAUGACAGCAAUCAAGUGGAGUUAACGGCAAAUUUUCUAGGUGGAAAUCAGGCUGGCUAUCCCGAUGUGCAGAUACAUGGUGUGGGUCACUCAUUUCUACGCCCCGAAGCUUUCUCAAAUGGCGAGAGCAAAUUGAAUAUCGAGCACAAUGAAUACGUAGUAUUAUACCCGAACUGUUUCAAGAACAUGAACAUGUCGUGCACAUUGACGAACAUCAAGAAUUUAGAGAUCAACGAAAACUACAAUCCCAGCACAGAUCGCAGCUCCAACACAAAAUUAAUUAUCGUAAACUCGCACAUCAACCAGCUCAACAGGAUUGAUGCAUCCAUCAAUAAAAUAAGCUUUACAAACUGCACGAUUGACCACAUUCAGAGCAACGCGCUGGAUGUGACCAACGUGAAGCAGAUCCAAUUCGAUAGCAGUCGGAUCGGCACGAUCGAACCGAUGGCCAUUCCAAGCAAACUGCUCAGUGACUCAAUCUCUUUCAUUGGGAAUCAGAUCGGUACAAUCAAAAGCAAGGCUAUUAUGGGCAGUGGAACGGCAGUAUUUUCGUUGUCUAACAACACCAUCGACCAAAUAAUGGAGGAUGGUAUGAUAGUGAAUUGUGUGGACGCUGUCAUAGUGGGCAAUCGGUUUGGGCAUGUGGAAAAGAAUUGGAUCAUCAUGGACAACUACUGGUCGCUUUAUAUGGAUGGCAAUCAUUUCGAAAACUUUCCGCCCAUCCAGUUGAGCGGGAAUCACAACCGGCGCACGAACUGUACGUUCGUCAACAAUUUCAUUAAGAAUCCACAGCCGAGUAGUCUCAACUUCGACUGUGCGGUGCGUGCCACAAGUGUGGAUCAUAGCUGCGGCUGCGAUGAUUUGCACCAGUUUAUGCCUACACUAACCGAGCACGAUAUUGGUGCGGAACUAUAUUGUAAGCUGCCCGAACGGCUCGCGAGCUGUUUUAAAGCCAGUCAAAUGCAUAUGAGACGCUAUGAGAAUGAGGUCUGUGUGAGGAAUCAGACCGCCUUGACGUGCCAUGAUGGCACCAAAUUGGAGUGCCACGAGGAUGGCUGCUUCACGAAGGAGGAACUUGAAGAGCGGCGCAGGGGCUUCCCAAUCCUCGCGAUCCUAGCAAUUGCUGCUGCAGUAGGUCUACCAGUCUUGGGAGCUAUUUUUGGAAUUAUCUGGUGCUGUACAUGUCAAAAAAGCAAGAGGAAGCAAUACUGUAGCUUCACCCCCGAACAUCGGGAAAAACUUCAACAAGAAAUAGACCGUUUACCGUAUAAGGAGAAGAAAAAACUCAAGAAUAUUAUCAGCAGUAAGAACUCAGUCAAGCAAUGCCAUGAUCUAAUUAUCGAAUUAUUGAAUCUACCGACGCUCUCAAACGAUGUAGAGCAUAUACUCAGCAAUCAUCUAAAAAAUAUCCAUAAUGCAAUGCGGCCCACUGCUCCGGCAGUGAUCAACAACGAAACUAACAAUGUUCCAUUGUUGUAUUCAUUGCCAUCCGAUACAACGGAGUCGCACGUGUACGCAUAUCCCGUCAACACAGCCAAUGUUUUUGACGACGACAUGCCACCCGCCUACGCGGCCGUUGAUGAGGUCGAGUAUGCCGUGCCCCACUGUUUGCCACUGCCUCCAUCCCAACAGCAACAACAGCUGCCGUCCACAAGCAAUGCUACCUAUGCCACGCCUGUUUUGCAUCCGCCCAUUCGUAAGACACCCGUAGUGCCGCCAGAGGUGCCACAGAGACAGAUGUGGGCUCCCAAUCAACUGAUCUCGGCGCGUAAUAAGAGCCAGCAACAGCCAGCACGCCACAACAACAACAGCAAUAACAACAAUAAUAAUAGCAGCAGCAACACUAGACAGCAAACCUUCCAAUAUUGGGAUGGGGCCGCCAGCCUGGCGGCAAUGGAGCAUAUGGAUAUGAGAGGCGCUGCUGCCUUACCGCCGGACACGAAUUCCGAUCAUUCCGGCGGAAGCGAUGAGACUGUCAAAAUCGAUGAUAUUGCUUACGCUGAUGCAUAAUUAUUUUCAAA
Molecule: messenger RNA, 2332 nt
Organism: Drosophila navojoa
Lineage: Eukaryota; Metazoa; Arthropoda; Insecta; Diptera; Drosophilidae
Gene: be
Product: ben
Source: RefSeq, a predicted model, not a curated record